Molecule: messenger RNA, 8860 nt
Organism: Drosophila bipectinata
Lineage: Eukaryota; Metazoa; Arthropoda; Insecta; Diptera; Drosophilidae
Product: serine-rich adhesin for platelets
Source: RefSeq, a predicted model, not a curated record
GCUCCACCAUAAGUCUAAAGGCGAACUAGGUGAUUAACAUAAUUGUAUCCUGCCAGAUUUAGCAAGUUAGCAACACGUUAAUAUAGCCAAGUUGGCAGCACUGGUAGCGAUAGUGUGGCUGUCAACUAACAGUCCACCGCUGACGGUCUUACCGAAGUUUCGCCACUCUACAUUUGUCUUCUAAUUCGCUGCUGGUUUUUUUUUUUGUAUUUGUCAUUACACAUAAUCCAAUCAUCAGUGCUAAGGAGAAUAAAUCCUUUUAUUGCACGGUUAAAGUUUAACCAAAACCCAAAACGGGCAAACGAAGGCCAAGUGCCUGAAAAUUGCGUCAAAUAAGACUUUUCUUUUCUACGCCUGUGUUCGUCUUGCUCUUGCGCUGCGCCGCGUUCGUUUUCCGUCUCGGCUUCAAAUUUAAAUUGCAAUUCCUCCUGUGGUGGUGGCCGCCAGGAGUGCGGCCCAGGGGACGGCGAUGACUGGAUGACUGGACAACUGGAGGGACUGCAACUGCAAGAACGGCUGCGGGCGGGAAGGUGAGCUCCCCACCAACCGACCAAGUGCAUCCUCGUCCCCGCGUCUGCGCGUGUCUGUGUGUGUCUGUGUUUUUGGGAUGCAGUUGUAGCGAAGAGCGCCCAUCAGAAUCAAAAGUAUAUAUAGAUAUAUUUGUGUAUAUAAUAAUCGGAUACGUCUUCUCGUUCCGCGUGGUUGUGUGAGUGUAUUUAAAUCGGUAAUAUCACAACAGCAACAGACGCACACGAACGGGCCGUUUGUUGGUGCCAGAGUUUUUUUGGCCGCGCGCCCUAAGUGCGCGUGUGUGCGUGUGGCUUCUGGCUUGUGGUGUGUGUCACGAGAGAGCGAGAAAGUGGCAACAGCAGCAACUGAAACAACGAGGGAAUAGAAACUGCAGCACCAACUACAAAAAAAAUGUCAAUUUAGGAACUCCAAGUGGCUGGACUGCUGAAGCGUUGUCACAAGGUGUUCCGGGCUGUGCCCACACCCAUGUCUGCUAGACGUCUGUCCACUAAUCAGCGACCCAGCCGGAGCAACAGCACUUGAUCAACAGUCCAAAAAUGCCGCGCUUUCGCAACGAGGAAGCCGAGCAGGCGCAGUACACUGACGGCGACGUGGUCUGGGUCAAGAUACAUAACACGGAGAUCUGGUGGCCCGGCGAAGUAACCUCGUCGCAGGACUUUCGGUUCGUCAACACCUCAAGGCCUCCCUUCGCCGUCGUGGCCUUCUUCAAUGAGAAAACCUUCGAGCAAGUGAAGUCAGCGAAGCUGAUAUAUCCUUUCCAAUGCACUCACAAGGAGGAGUUCAUCAAGCGCGGCACCAAAAAAGCCGAUGGACUCCACAUUGGAGACAAGUUUAGCGACGACGUCGCUAUCGCAGAGUCGCGAUACCAGCGCCAGCUCCUGGGCGGCUCGCACUCGCAUCCGGAGAGCGGCAGCGGGCCUGCCGCUCGGCCGGACAGCCUCAUCAAGGCGCUCCUCUCCAGCAGCAGCAGCAACCAGAACAGCAGUACGCGCAGCUCCAGCGGAGCGCCCUCGCCUUUAAGCCGACAGGAGCCCACGUUCCGUAUCAUGGACAUCGGCGGGACUCCAAGCCAGGCUCGCGAGCGACGCUGUGACGAGGCCAGCUACGAGUGCACCAUCUGCAGCUUUCGUACAAACAGCAUGAGCGUGCUGCUCAUCCACCGGCGCGCCCACAUGGACACCAGCAGCAACUACAGUAGCCACAGUACCAGCACCAGUACCAACACGAGCGUCAGCAGCUUUAAUCCCAGCCGGCAGACUCGGGCCGCGCGACGGGCGAACACGACAAACGCGCUGGACCCCCGUCAGUUGACGGUCAGGAGUAGCCGGGACAGCACGCACUUUCACAAGAACUCGGUCCGCUGCCACUCGCGGCACGUCUCCAUCGUGGUAGACGCCCCUCUGACGGACGAGGCCCAGCAGAAGGUGGCAAGUAUCGUGAAGAUGACAAUGGCGUCCAUCGAACGAGUGGUGCACCCCAGCGACACCAGCUCCACCGCCUCGAACUCCACGCGCAGUCGCAGCCGCAGUAACCGAAACAGCUGUUCCUUGUCGCCGAAAGUGCCUGCUACAGUGGCGCCGCGCCGCAGCUCGCUGAAUCCCCGGGAUCCGCGCAGCCAACGGGCCAACCAGCUGCGUGCCACAAUGCCAGCGCCCCAGCCUCCGGCUAAGCAACGCCGCUUGACACGUUCCAUGAGCCGCCGCCAACAAGCCAUGUCGCCGCCAGCCAAGGCAUUAGAGCUGCCGCCGCCCAUGCCCGUGUCCACCCAGCGGCGCAGUGGAGGCCGGCGACGCACGCUGGCCACUGGUGUUAGUGAACGGUCCGCGCCGCCAGCUCGGCGGGGCAAUCCCAUGCGGAAAACAGUGACCGCGGCUCCCGCGCCGGUUCACGCCCCCACGGAACACCCACCUGAAAGCAGCAAACGACAGAAGCGAACGCACUCAAGACAUCGAGCCUCGGUGUCACUAGCUUCCCAGUCAGUUUCUUCGGCACCACCAGUACCGCCUUCAGUGGGUGGGGAGGAAAAGUGCGGGGAGGAGUCGUCGACAUUGCCCGUCGCCGUAUUAGAUCCAAUAUCCUCCUUGGAGCUUCAGCUGAGCCUGCUCGCUGAGUGGUGCGACGAUGAGACAGAGGAUCCUCCGGAGGAGCAUCCCCCCCAACAGCUACCAACUGUGACCAACGGCAAAAAAAUGGAAAAGCUCUCAAGGGAGCCAGAUCGGACGACAGAAGAGGAGCAGGAAGGCGAAGAGCAGGAGCAGGCGUCCAAGAAGCGCAUUCGCAACAUACCAAAGAAGGAUCGGCGCGACAUGGUGGUGCAGGAGUUCGACACAGACGGCCAGCUAGAGACCUCAGACGAACCCAUAGUCAUUCAGGACAGCGACGCCAGUUCCAACGAGAGCGUCGUUUUCGUGGAGAACGAGCCGCGCCAACGGAAGAAGAGCGUGAAUAUGCAUCCUGGUGCCAACCCCAGCGAAAAGGGCAAAUCCUUGACUCUACCGAAGCAAGUAUCGGCCAACAUGUCCUCCUGUUUUGACUUUGAGGAGGAGGAGGAACUGCAGGACGGCCAAAACGGUCUCAGCUACAGGCACUGCGCCACUCGACUCGACGGCAAAGGGCAGUUAGAGCCUGAGGCGCCUGAAGCUACGAAUGAAGAAUCCGGGGCUGGAAAGGAAGCGUACGAUGAACUUUUCAGAGGAUUUGACGAGGGACAUCAACCGGCAGCGAAUGCAUCGUUCGAGUCGGAACUGGAGGCGAAAGAGUCGAGUGCGUCCGAGGAGAGGAUACUGGAGGCCCAGGAGACCAAGACUACUGAAGAGGUAGCGUCAGACGCCAACGUCGAAGUAGAUCCGGAAGAAGAGGCUAAGCCGGACGAGGCCGACCCCGAGGCUGACGUUGAUGCUGAUGCUGAAGCUUGUGACCAUCUAAACCUGCCUAUCAAGGAGCGCCAGAAGCGCAUCUUCAAGUCCCGCAACAAGUCAGUUCUGGUAGCAGCCUCCAGGGAGGAAGACCUGCCAGCUAUUCUGGACAGGGUGGAGGAGGACCUGGCUAACGGCGGGGGACCGCCGACCCUCAACGGAGAAGAGGAUCACAGUAGCAGAAGAGAGAGUAACAAUAGUCAUAGCAAUGCCAACAGCAACACCAACACCACUGCGGACAGCAACAGCAACGCUAGUGGGCGUGUAAGCGGCAGCAAGAGGCACAGCAGGAGCAAGAGCGGUAGCAAGCGCCGGAAGAAAUCCAAGACUGAAUCCACCCGCCGGCAGACAAGGCGCACGAAGACCCAGACGCGGCUUCAAGACAUAGCGCUGGAGGAACUGAGCAACAACAGCAACACCACUAGUAGCAACAGCAAUGCGAGCUGCCACAGCAACCCGCUUUCGACGGCCAGUGCCCGCUCCAGUGCGCGGUCGCGGUCGCACGCCAGAGGAGCGAUAUCGCCCGGGCUUAGCUCAAGCACCAGCUGCUCCAUUGCAUCGAACAUUGCGGUGAUAUCCGCGGAGGAGGCACGCGAGCUGCAGCGAUCUGCCUCCGGGGCAGGGCUGGUGCAUUCGUCUAUCGUUGACGCCACGCAGCCUGUGCAGCGCGGAGGGGUGCUCAUUCUGGAGGACAUCCGGCUGCCAAAUCUGUACGAGCCCUUCGCCGGCCUCCAGUCCUCCGACAGCAAUGACAGCCGACAGCAAAUCUUGCGCUCCAGACAUGAGCACGAGGACCGUACGCCGGACUCGGUAGAAGUGUACCUGGAUGUAGACGUGAACGCGGAUAUGGAGACGGAGGCUGUUGCGUAUGUAGGUGCGGAGUCAGAUACAGAGGUGGAUGCGGAAACGCAUAUGUAUGCGACCGAAGAUCAUGACACGGAGGAGGUGGCAACAGAGCAUCACGAGCAGGAGUUCAUGUCGGAGGCUGAUGACCAGAUAGCGGACUAUGCGGCCGACGAGGGCUUGGAAUCCGAGUCCGUGGGCCAGACAGCUCCGGAUCUAGACUCCUGGCCACACGAAGAGGUCCAAUAUGUGCCUAAACACCGAGAAGUGCUCCUGAAGAAGCGGGAGCAAGAGCUACUGCGUCAGUACGAGGCCGAUGUCGCGAGCGGGCGAAGCGCGGAGAAGUGCCGCAGAGCGCGAGAGCGAUGGAGCCGGGCCGUGUACCCCAUCGAAGAGGUGAAAUCAUCAGCAUUAGAGUCACUAGAACUAGAGGAGGAGGAACCAGCCGAGUUGGAGGAAGCGGCCUCCGCUGCGAAUCACAACAUUGACACCAUGGACUGGGAGAAUUCUAUGGCCAAGGAGCUGGCCGCCGUGGAAGCCGCGUUGCCCGCCAUGCUAAUGUCGCCUUCUCGCCGUCCUGCUAGUCACCCAGGGAUUAACUUUCACAGUCCAGACCCAAGCUUCUCAUUGGCCACCAUCAGCCCCAGCAAAUCCUCCGGGGACUUGGCCCAUGUGCCGUGCGACGCCGUCUUCAAGGCUCACCAGCAAUUGGAGAAUCUGUGUGAGCAGCGGCGCCGUCGCUCCAGUGAAACCCUUGCGUCCGCGCUUUCGACUCCCUCCGUGCCUGCCUCUCCACUACCGCCUGCCACGGCCGGCGGAACGCGAAGACCGCGACGGCGCUCACGGACCGUGACCAGCAACGAGCAUGUAGAGACUCCCGCUCGCAGCGAUGCGACCGAGGAAUCCCUCUGCGAGCAGAAAGAUGGUUCGGAGAGUCUCGAAAACCCCCCCCAGUUGUGCGCUGGCCGCAUCUGCGCUGUGAUGACUCGGCCCAUCCCGGGCUACAACCACACGUUCAUGCUCUGUUCACUGGCCAACAACAACUUCACGCCGCUCAACAACGUGGCCCUAUACCUGGACAGCGAAAAGAACCAUCUGGUGCCAGUGCCGCGGGAGGCGCUCCUGGAGCCUCCGCGCCUAGCCGACGGCCAUCCCUUGUCGGCCGUGUUUGCAGACAUCGAUUUCCUGGGCGGCGAGGCGGUGGCCCAAGUAGUGGACCCGAACGACCCUCAGGCGGAUGCAGGCCUUGCCCAAAGCGAAGUCAGGCUGUCGCCGCCGCAGAUAGUGCUGAGCAACGCCGAUGAGCUGCAGGGUGAGCCGACGGAGACAUUGGGUAUUAUGACGCCGCUUAGCCAGGUGGCGGAGGGAUGCACCGGGCCGGUCACCAGCUUCUCCAACGAAGAAGAGGAGCUGUUCGUAGACCAACUGCCAGACAAUAUGCUUCAGCUAAACGUCAACGGGCACCGGCUGGAGCUAGACCCCUCCGUGCUCGCCAGCAUCGCGCAGCAGCCAGACACAUGCAUCGAAUUGAGCGUGGUGGAAACGGGUCCUGACGGCAGUGGAACAAUGGCCGUGCUGCACGCCCAGGACAUUCUCGAAGCAGCGGAAGCGUACCUGCAGGAGCGCGACUUGCAACUAGUGAACUUGGAGGAACCAGCUCUGGGCCAGGGGACCGUUAGCUCCGAAUCUGUCACUGCGUCGGCGCUGGUUGUUCAUACACCCAACUUGCUUCCCGCAUUGCUAGCCAGUGGCGAAGCGGUAGUGGAGGACUCUGUGGACGAUUUUGUGGACGCAACCGACGCAGGCGUUGGACUACUUCACAUCGACACUCGGGCAUCUGGAGGAUCUGGGCUGCUCGACGUCGGGGACGUCGUUGAAGAGUCAAAUGGCAUGGUGUUUAUAUCGCACGCUCUGCCGCCCCAAGCCACCCACUCCCAUUUAACGCCGCCGAUUACGGCGCGCACGAACGAGACGAACGCGUUGCUCGACCAGACGCCUAUUAUGUCCACUCUGGAGAACCCGAGCGGAGUCCAACUGCGGCGGGUAUCGCCCCUGGUGGACGGCAACCUAGAGGAUAGCCUGGCCGUCAUUGGCGUGACGCACGGAAGCGGAGUGCCUACGUCGCUGGAACUCCCCAUCACGGUGACCAACCCAGCAAUCGCCCCGCGCAUGGCAGCCGACAUUGUGCAUUUCGGACCCUUUCAGUAGGCGCGGUUCCAUCAGUUCCGUCAAACUGUUGCACGAUCUCAACAUUCUUAGUUGAACGCAUUGAAACUUCAUGUGGUUAGGCACGACUUCUUCUUAAGUAGUCGCCAUUCUUGCAAGUGGUUUCCCUUUUUCUCUGAAACUGAGUUACUUGACACAUGGCGCUCUUUACCGCCAAUAGUCCUUUUUUUUCAUAUUACCUUAAUUUUGAACUUGUCUUUAUAAGCGUAUUAUACACCGACCUCAAUUUUUUUUUUACAAAUAAGCUAGUUUGUCUAAAACGCGCAGGACAUGUCGCAUAUAUGCCUUAAUCGGAUCCUUUAAAAGGGAAUAUUUCGAAUAAUUUCUUAAGAAUAUCGUAUUAUUUAAAGAAAAGUUCGAUUUUUGGAACAUUAUCUUCACACUACACAGAAAUUGGUUUUCCAAAGAUAAUAAUUGCAGAACUGUUUCACUUGCAGUAAACACCAAAUCUAUAAUAUAAAAUAGGUUAGAAUCGGGGACUGCAAGCAUUGUUAAUUUUAUUUCUUAUUAGACUUAUAUACAGUACAGUACUUAUAUAUAAGUGUUUCUAAUUUUUCUUUUUGAAGAAAAUCUUGAUUUUUUCUUUGUUUUGUUUGAGUUUGUUGAGUACCAGGAGUAACUUAUGAAAUAAUCAUUAUUUAUUGAUUAAAACCAAGAAAGAGGUACCCUCGUAGUCUAAUGACCUUUUCAUUAUAGGAUACAUAUCCGACCGGUUUGAAUCCCCAAUAUCGGGUAUAGAUGGGCGUUCCCUUUAAAUUUAAAAAAGAGUUCCAAGCCUCCAAGACGGACGGCACAAGUUCUUAAAAAAAAGUCCUGGAAAGACAAAUUAUUUCUUAUACGCAAGGUGUUGAAUCAUGAAACAGAAAUAUAUAAAAUAUUAUUAUCAACCACUUAUUCGGGAAGAUAUUUAUAUUCAAUUUUUACUAUUGCAUUUAUAGUAAAUUUUGAAAAGGAAAGUCGUAAAUCGCCACAAGUGCAAGUUCAGUUCGCUCGGAUAGUUAGCUAGGAGAAAAGAAACACAAAUGAACCUAGAAAGAGGAUAGUAAAAAUACCUUAAAAACCAGAACUAAACAGCUGCUAGUGUAGCCGUAGAUCUCCAGCGGGGUUUGCCCCCUCUUCCCUAAAAAAAGAGAUUUUUUUUAAUUUUAUUUUUGAUCAAUAAAUAACAUAGGCCGACAAAAUGAAAUUUGUUUGGCUCCCGCAAACCAUAGGGACCACCCCCAGUUUCCGUGAUGCAUCUAUGAAAAGAAAUUGAUGAAAAUUUACAAUACAAAAUGUAAGACGAGCAAUUGAAUAUUGGUAUACCACAGUAUCCCUGGAAAGUUCCAUUUUUGACAUCCACAAGUAUCAAACGAAAUGUACCUGUAUCGAAAGUGUUCUCGACUCAGAUUCAGGGAAUAAGGUUUGGAGCAAGUAAUAUCAUGAGUCGAAAUUGUGUGCUGUCGGUCUGUGUUAUCAUUUCAUAAGUUUUUUUAGUACUCGUCAAAUAAUAAUUUUAGUUUAUGAAAAAAGUAAAACUCAUAAAAUAAUGAUUACCACACGAUGUACAACGAUUAUGAUUGCAGUCCCUGGUAACAAUUAAAGCAAGCUUCAUGUUCUAAAUUAAUUAAUAUAAAGAACUAAAGAACCAUCGCAGCCUAAAUUUUGAUAAAAAUAGACGUAUCAAGACAAGAGCAGCAGCUUCAAAGCCCAAAGAUAGAAGUUUCGAGUCGCUAAACUGGAAGGUCGAAAAGAGUCGUGCUGUCGUGAAGGUGGCCCAGCAAUGAUUGCAGAAUUUAUUUUUGAGUAGUUGUACGGAGCCUAUUGCUAGUUGAAUUGAUCUGAAGAGACGCUGAUUGAUCAGACGCGUCGCGAGCACUUGCUGCAGGUGCAAAUUGAAAUGCAGAUGCUUAGUAGCCUAGUUUCCUAGCCCUAAGAUAAACCUUAAACCACGCCGAGAGUGGGUUCCCUGCAUUGCGAAUGACAGUGGAAUGCGAAUCACCUAGCACGUAAGAGACUUCACAACUAGAGAAUAGGUCCGAACAAGUAGAUCAAACUGCGGAGCGUAACAGAGCAGACAGCUCUGAAAUAAACAGAACUCAAGAGGGAGGAACAUCGGUGGACCGAUGCCUGGCACCAAAGCUACACUUACAUAUAGUCGAGCAUUCAACACAGAAAAUAGAACCUAGAAACUCUCUUGUGUGAAGAAAAACAAAGUUUACCUUAAUUACCUUAAUAAUAAAUACCUUAUAAAAAUGGCUAUAACAAUGUAUGUGAGAGUUGUCAGUGUCUAAGCUAAAUAAACUAUGUAAAGUGAGCCGAAAAAUGACGAAAAUAUAAAUAAAGGCGACACGUGCAAAUAUGUA